Molecule: messenger RNA, 1680 nt
Organism: Jatropha curcas
Lineage: Eukaryota; Viridiplantae; Streptophyta; Magnoliopsida; Malpighiales; Euphorbiaceae
Product: protein-protein interaction regulator family protein
Cellular component (GO): catalytic step 2 spliceosome
Source: RefSeq, a predicted model, not a curated record
UCAAAAAACGCCAUAGAGACAUCACAAAUUUCCCAUUCCCAAACCCUUGCGAGGGUUUUCUUCUCUGCAACAACACCAAUUACAAGCUCAAACGCACCCACAAUCUGUCGAGCCAACGAAUCAAUCAACUGCCUCCAGUAUGGGUAGCACCUCCGCUAUUGAGAAAACCGAGGAAGAGCUUCAACGAGAGAUCGAUGAGCUUCAUCGCCAGCAGCGCCAGAUUACAGAGCGGCUUCGUGAUCCUCGGGGACUCCGACGAGGAGGGUUGGCUGCUGGUGGUGGUGGUCCUAGAAAUUUCGCCGGCAAUGGAGUUCGUCAGCGAGGCUUCGUUCGACCAGCUGAUAGAGAUCAUACAGACGAUCAACCACCUGCAAAACGGCGGCUUUUGUCUGCUGUUGUCAAGGUGGAGGAUGGAGAGAUUGUUGAGGAUACUGAAGUGGCAACGGACUUGAACAAGAAAAAGCAGUCAGCUGAGGAGGAAAAUGUCGGGGCUGGGAUAGAUAAUCAGAGUGCUGAUGGAAAGCUGUCCAAUUUACAGCAGAUCGGUUGGUCCAGGAGGGAUGGCAAUCAGAGAUUAGGGAAGAGGGAGACUGAACUUCCAGUUGUUGAGCCUCUGCCUAGGGUGUUGCCAAAGAAUGAGGAUCCAAGCUUGGUUAGCAGAAAUAAAAGAAUGUUAGGGCAACUUUUAGGUACUUUAGAGAAAUUCAGGAAAGAAGAUAUGAAACUUUCAGGUACAGAGGCAUUCAAACAAAGGUCAAGUGCUUUGCAAAGAGCUGAGCAACGAGCACGAGAAGAAAGUGAAAGGCUGAGGCAGCAAGAGCGUGAACAAAUUGCAGAAAAGAGAAGGAGAGAUCUGACACUCAGAGCACGUAUUGCUGCCAAAACAGAAGAAAAGAAGUUGGAAUUGCUGUUUCGUCGGUGGAGUGAGCACCAUAAAAAACUUACAAAUUUUAUAAGGACUAAGGCAGAGCCUCCAAUUUAUUAUUUGCCUAACAAACCAUUGGAUGAAGAUGCAACAUUGCGUGAGCAGCAGAAAGAACAGAUAUUUGCGGAAUGGAAGACCACUAGGAGAGAGGAACUGUCUGAAUAUCAGAAGCAGAUUGCAGAACAGUAUCUUGGCAAUGUUGAAAAGGAAUUGGAAAGGUGGCAAAACGCACGGAAAGCAAGGAGACCAAACAAUGAUGCGAAUUUACAAGAAACGAUGGACAAAGAAUUGGACACCCAUAGGCUUGAGCAUGGUCCGAAGACAAGAAAGAUUCCUGGUGGAAACAAUGAAGAUGAGGAUGAUGUGGAGGAUAUCAAUGUCGCGGAAGAUGACAUGAUGGAUGAUGUGCUAGAGGUUGAUGAAAAUGGCAGAAGGGGCGACGAAGCAGCCAAGCCAGAAGCUGAUAGCACCAGCCCGAAUCCUGAGAACCUUGAUCAGUAAUUAUCAAGGCAUCUUCAGCUAGGUUUUGUUUUAUAUUCUGUUUUUGCUUGCCUUUUUAGCAGGUGGUUUUUUUCUGUUUGUUUUUUUGUUUUCCCAUUUAUGUUCUUUCUCCUUAAAUGUUAGUGCUUUUAGGAUUUUAACAGAUUCAAUAUCUUUGUGGUUUGUAUUCAGUUAGGAUCAUCUGUUUCUGUACUAGUUAUUUCUUCUCUGCCUUUUAUGACAAGUAAUGCAAGUGAUGAUUUUUGUAGCAUUUA